AUGGAAGAAUCUGUCAAUUUCGUCAAAGGAUACGGCAAAGUUAACCCCUCCGACGACGAAACAACUGCCGUUCCAUGCCAAUCUCCGUCACCGAAACGCCGUAAAACCGUCGCUGCCGUCAUUACUCUAGGCCUCUUCGCAAUCAUUGUCGGAUCAAUAGUUGGAGCUGCGGAGGUUCAUCAUCGGCGCACCAAAUCACCGGAGCCCCAAUCUUCUUCAGUCAAGGCGGUAGCUUCCAUCAAAGCCGUGUGCGCGGUAACGCAACAUCCGGAGUCAUGUUUCACCGACGUUUCCACCAUCGAUUCCGGUAACUUUUUCGAUCCGGAGGUGAUUUUCAACCUCACGCUCCGGCUCGCGAUCAACGAGCUCACGAACAUCUCGUCGUUGCCUAAAACCCUAAUUUCGAAGUCGCACGAUCUACGAACCGGUUCUGCGUUGCGAGACUGUGCGACUCUGUUCGAUGACGCGUUGAGUCAACUCAGUCGGUCGGUGGAGGCUAUGCGUGUGGGGCCUGUCGGCGGGGAGAAGUUGUUGACGGAGGAGAAAGUGGCGGAUAUGAAGACGUGGAUUAGCGCUGCGAUGACGGAUCAGGAGACGUGUGUGGAUGGAUUGGAGGAGAUGGGAUCGACGGCGGUGGAUGAAGUGAAGUCGAGGAUGCAGAGAUCGAACGAGUACAUGAGUAACAGCUUAGCAAUACUCGCUAAUAUUGAAACCAUACUUGACCAAUUUGGGCUUCGUCUGCAUUGA
This is a messenger RNA of Lactuca saligna, 747 nucleotides long. The record is from the annotation of a GenBank genome assembly. NCBI's taxonomy places the organism in Eukaryota, Viridiplantae, Streptophyta, Magnoliopsida, Asterales, Asteraceae.